GUUCCUACCAUCGGUAGUGGUACCUUCUAUGAUAACAUUAACACUAAUCACUUUCCAAAUGGUCGCUAAUCGUUAUUCGUUAUUCGUAAAUUAUAUUUUUUAUAAUUUAUAAAUUGAGAUUAUUUUACAACUCUUUAAAUAAAAUAUACCAUAUAGAUUUGCUGAUAUGAAUAUUCAUGAACACCUUAUUAAAAAAUGCAAAUCUUUGAUACCCCCUCUAUCUCAAAAUCUCCAUAAAGGGCAAAAUGGACGAAUAGGAAUAAUUGGUGGAUGUGAAGAGUAUACUGGUGCUCCUUACUAUGCAGCUAUUAGUGCAUUACGAACCGGAGCAGACCUUGUGUAUGUAUUUUGUUAUAAAUCUGCAGCACCUGUCAUUAAAUCGUUUUCACCAGAGCUUAUUGUCUUACCAUAUCUAGACAGCCCAAAUGCUGUUGAAAAGAUUAAACCAUGGCUAAAAAAACUACAUUCACUUGUUGUAGGCCCAGGGCUUGGCAAUGACCCUAUUGCUCAUGAGUCAGUAAGACAAAUUUUUCAACAUGUAAGUGGUGAUGCAGAUAUGAAUGACAUACAUUUACCUAUUAUAGUUGAUGCAGAAUCUUUAAACCUAGUUGAACCGGAAAGUUUUAAAAACUAUAAUGGUCAUAUAUACCUUACACCCAAUGUAGUAGAGUUUAGUAAAUUAUCAAAAAGAUUAAUUGGACAUGAAUUAUAUAAACCAACCCAAGAUAAUGUAAAAGCUAUAAUAAACAAACUAAAUGGGAAAUAUGUAAUAGUGUUAAAAGGUGAAAAAGACAUAAUAGCUGAUGACAAAGGAGCCGUAGUUAAUGGUCAACAAGGUUCAGCAAGACGAUGUGGUGGUCAAGGGGACAUUUUGGCUGGAAGCAUGGGUACUUUUGCGUACUGGGCUACAAAAGUAGAAAAUUAUGAUUAUGUCAACAAUUUAAGUCCAGAAGUACUUGCUUCCUAUGCAGCGAGUUCACUCACUAAGCAUUCUAAUAAAGUUACGUUUGAAUUAAAACAAAGACAUAUGAUAACAACAGAUAUUAUUAAACAUAUACCUACAGCUUUUCAAGAUUUGUUUAAAUAAAGUGAUAAUAGAAUAAAAUUAACUUAAAGAUAUUAAUGGUUUUUAGGAAUAAAUCUAUCUAAAUUUUAACUAGUUCAACAUUUUAUUGGAAAAUUUGUAACAAAAAUAUCUAAUUAUGUACUUGAUUUAAAUUUUAAAAAUACCUAUUCAACUUUUCC
Molecule: messenger RNA, 1245 nt
Organism: Adelges cooleyi (spruce gall adelgid)
Lineage: Eukaryota; Metazoa; Arthropoda; Insecta; Hemiptera; Adelgidae
Gene: Naxd
Product: ATP-dependent (S)-NAD(P)H-hydrate dehydratase
Exons: 2
Coding region: 167-1087 (306 amino acids)
Biological process (GO): metabolite repair
Molecular function (GO): ATP-dependent NAD(P)H-hydrate dehydratase activity
Source: RefSeq, a predicted model, not a curated record